This is a messenger RNA of Medioppia subpectinata, 1238 nucleotides long. NCBI's taxonomy places the organism in Eukaryota, Metazoa, Arthropoda, Arachnida, Sarcoptiformes, Oppiidae. The record is from the annotation of a GenBank genome assembly.
UAUCGCUGUUGCAAAGCAUUUCUAUGCAAACAAAUCGAGAUAUUGGUUGUAUCGCUGUAUAUAUGAAGUCGUGUUGUUGUAUAGCAAAAGGCACUCGUAUUUUGUUUCAGUACGUGAUUUAUACGACACUCAUAUGUAGUCUCAAUACAGACAUUGCAUUCACUGCUAUUCCCAACACAUCACUAAAUCGUGUGAAUCGGCGAUGAGCAAGGUGAUUUGGUCAUUUGGUGUUAGCCAUAUCAUAUAAUCAGAUCAGAUGUAAUCAAUUCAAUUGUCAAUUAUAGUCAACGAAAUAUAUAUUUAUUUUUGCAAUUUAUGGGCUAAACGUCGGGUUUUGAGUUUUCAAUUCAACAUUCAAUUAGUAUUAAGCAAUGGAUCCGUCGGUCAAACAGUUUUAUUUGGGAGACGAAGACGUGUUGCCGACACUGGCGUCGGUCGAGAUCGUGGUCGACGAGUGCACACCCGGUGUCGGCUCCGGACCCGACCAUCCCUUCCCCACACCCGAAGACACGGCCAGUGGUUACGUUUACACCGAUUGCCAAACGUAUUGCUUCUAUAACAACGACUGUCUGAACGGUGCCAUCACUCCGGAGUCCAAGAACUCGUCCAACGCGUCCCUAAUAUCGUCCAACAGUACGGCUAAAGAGGGUAUAGACUUCACGGCUCUCCAGACGAUUGUGGAGAGCGCUAUACCGCCGAAGGGCGGCGACGGUGACGGCCUGUCGUCGGUGUCGGGCGUCUGUAUUCAUCGCGAAGAGGCCUUACUGUCAACGAGUGUCCAAAUAUUCAUCGCGUUUAUCAUCGCGGGCUUCGGUAACGUCGGCGCCGGUCUUAUUCUGGACAACGUUCAGAAUUGGACGGUCUUUGUGUCCAUAAGCGAAAUGUUUGUUUUGGUGCCGUCGCUGUUGGGCCUGAAGGGCAACCUCGAGAUGACAAUGGCUGCCCGACUCUCCACUCACGCCAACUUAGGCAAUAUGCAGAACUGGAAGCAGACCCUCAAACUCGCCAAAGGCAACAUCGCUCUCGUCCAAUGUCAGGCCACUAUCGUCUCCGCAUUGGCCGCCAUUAUUGCCAUCAUUUGGAGCUCAUUCGGGAAGGGAAUCAUUUUAAACAACUGCCUGACUCUUUUGGCCAGCAGUUUAAUUACGGCUAACGUCGCCUGUUUUGCACUCGUUAUUCCCAGAAAAAUCAGAACUCAUAUACAGGAAAGGGCUUCCAUUGAAUUAAACAUAGAGUAG